UCUCUCUCUCUCUCUCUUGUUUCUCUCUCUAGUUUCUCUCUCAUCGUGCGGACAUAAUUUAAGCAAUAAAGAUUGAAGCUUUUUAUAAAAGGGGUCCGAUGAUGCGAGUUUGAACUACUUUGUCUGUGUCUGAAUUAAAGAAGAAGAUAUAUAUAUAUUUAUAUUUAUAUAUAUACUGUAUACACAAAGAACACACGCAGUACACACUUGUUGUGUGUGUUUAGAUAUACAUAUAUAUAUAUAAGUAUAUAUGGCGGGUCGUGAGGAGAAAUCAAGAGACAUUAUGGUGGCGCAGAGUGGAUACAACAUCUACUCCGACGUUUCCUCGAGUACCGGAAACCAGAAUAUUCCGGCGGCGCAGUUCAUGAGCCACCCGCCGACGCAGCAAAGCUUCGAUCCCUCCACCACCAGCACCUCCGCCGCCGAGAUCUACAACCUGACCGCCGGCAUGGAAAUGAUAGGGUUUCCAUCGAAGCAUCAUCAUCAUCAUCAUCAUCAUCAUCAACACACAACCGAAAACCCCGGUUUCUGGAAAGGCUUCUUCUCCUCCGCCACCAAGCCCACCGGAAACAUCAACAACAACAACGGCGGCGGCGCGUCAUCGUCCUCAUCCAAGGAAAUCACCGACGACCCCACAUCCGCCGACCACUUCUACCAACACCAACAAAACUAUUCCGACGCGAUUCAGAACCAGACACCACCGUCAUCGUCGUCGUGGAACAACAUCCACCACCACCAGAACAGAUUCCUCGGUGAUGACGGCGGCGGCGGCGCUGUAUUCCCAUGUGAAGGAAACGAAAGACCAAGCCAAGGACUUUCUCUCUCCUUAAGCUCAUCCAAUCCUUCAACCAUACAAUUACAGUCCUUCCAACUCAUCCGCCAUCAACAACAAAAUCAAAAUCAAAAUCAAAAUCAACACGUGAUCAAUAUGCAGUCCGAUGUUCUUAUGCAUCAUCAUCAUCAUCAACACGUGAUUGAUAAUAUUCACAACCAUCAAUCACAUGCUGUAAUAACAAACUCAAAGUACUUACUCCCAACUCAAGAACUUCUCUACGAAUUCUGCAGCCUCCAAACCGACGAAAUCGAUCACAAAUCGAAGCCUCCCAAACCCACCGAUUCAUCCCUCGUCGACGAAACCGCCAUUAAAACCCUCGACCUUCUCGAGCUCCAGCGACGAAAAGCCAAGCUCCUCCAAAUGCUCGAGGAGGUGGAUAGAAGGUACAAGCGGUACUGCGACCAGAUGAAAGCCGUGAUAUCGUCGUUCGAAUCGACGGCCGGGAACGGAUCGGCGAGGGUAUAUUCGUCAUUAGCGUCGAGGGCAAUGUCGCGUCAUUUUCGAUGCCUAAGGGACGGGAUUGUGAGCCAAAUAAAGGCCGCGAAGAAGGCGAUGGGGGAUAAGGAUGUUUCCGCACCGGGGUCGGUGAAAGGCGAGACGCCGAGGCUAAGAUUACUCGAUCAAACACUUAGGCAACAAAGAGCAAUGCAGCAAAUGAGCUUGAUGGAAUCUCAUCCUUGGCGCCCGCAACGAGGCCUACCCGAACGAUCGGUUUCCGUUCUUCGGGCUUGGCUUUUCGAGCACUUUCUUCACCCGUAUCCGAGUGAUGUGGAUAAACAUAUUUUAGCGCGCCAAACAGGUCUUUCAAGAAGCCAGGUUUCUAAUUGGUUCAUCAAUGCGAGGGUUAGGCUGUGGAAACCCAUGGUGGAGGAAAUGUAUUUGGAAGAACUCAAAGAGGAUGAGGGUGUCGCCGGAGACGGCAGCGGCGGCGGAGGCGGCGCCGCCGUUUACGAGAACGAUGGGCUAAUGAGUAGUCAGAAUCAUUCGAGAAGCGAAGAUCUAAAACCCAGCCACGAUCAGCUUGUAAGAAUGGAUUCCGAGUGUCUUUCUUCCAUAAUCAACAACAACAACGAAGCCAAAAGGAACAAGGGCGGCGCCGCCGCCGCCGUUCAAAACGAGCAGCACCACCAGAUUAAUCCCAGUUUCGGUAGAGUCAUCGGAGACUCGUACGGCUCCGCCGCCAUGGAACUGGACUUCUCUUCGUACAGCCACCAUUCUUCCGGCGGCGGAUCAACCGUCCACUACGGCGGCGGCGGCGGAGGUGGAGUGUCACUGACGCUAGGGCUGCACCAGCACGGCGGCGGAGGAGUGGGGUUAGGGACGACACAGAACUCGCUAUUCUACGGCGGGAGAUCGGAGCAGAUGGUGGAAGAUAAUAACCAGUACACGUUGUUGGACGGCGGAGAAAACCAGAAUCUGCCGUACCGGAAUUUGAUGGGUGCGCAGCUGCUUCAUGAUUUGGCUGGUUAGUAUUAUAUUUUAUUUUGUUUUUUAGGAUUUUUUUUUGUUUUUAAAAAAAAAAUGAAGAAAGAAAGGAAAAGUUGGUGGUGUAUUAAUUUGUCGGUGAAGUGAAAGAAAGAAGUUGCCGGAGAUAAUUAGAAAGAAACAAGGGUUUGGUGGUGGUGAUAAUAUAUGAUACACAAACAUAUGUUAUUACUACAUUCUGGUAUACGUAAAAAAAUAUUAUUAUUUUUAUCUGCAUUUUGGUGUUAGGUAUAAGGAAUAUUGUUCUGCUUAUGUGGCUCCAAUUUACUUCCGGAUUUGCCCUU
Molecule: messenger RNA, 2604 nt
Organism: Erythranthe guttata (spotted monkey flower)
Lineage: Eukaryota; Viridiplantae; Streptophyta; Magnoliopsida; Lamiales; Phrymaceae
Gene: BEL1
Product: POX (plant homeobox) family protein
Biological process (GO): regulation of DNA-templated transcription
Molecular function (GO): DNA binding
Source: RefSeq, a predicted model, not a curated record